GUCAGUGUAAAAUUGCUGCUUGAGUUGUGAGUUUCGUUUAAGUUUGCGAGAAAGGGGAAAAUCGUAUAACUAUGUUCAAGAAGCCCAUUCCGAAGCAGCCCGAGGUGCAGCCAAGAGCGGGGAAUGUGGGCGUCUACACCAACAAGAUACACUAUUUGCGGAAGUAUCUACUGGAUGAGUUGGCCACAAAGAAGUUCAGCGCUGACUUUAUGGAGCCCGUGGACCCGGAGGCGCUGCGAGUGCCCGAGUACUAUGACGUCAUCAGAAGCCCAAUGGACGUGGGCACGAUCAUUAAGCGAGUCCAGAACUAUUACUAUCACACAGCCAGUGAGGUGAUCCACGACGUCAAUUUGAUGAUUGACAACUGUUUUCGGUUCAAUAAUCCGGGCGAUGAUGUCUACCGCAACUGUCAGAAACUGGAGAUUUUCUUCUGUCGGGUGCUCGAUAAAAUGCCAGCGGGCGAGGAGAAGCCCAGCACCAAGCAUCCCCUGAUGUCGGGCAGACAACAUCUCAACGAGAUCCCCAUUGCAACCGUGCAGCGCCAGUGCCGCGAGCAGUUGAACAACUUGUACGCGUCCCUGGCAAAGUCCAAUGACAAGAGCUUGUCCCAGUACUUCUACUCUAAGUGCGCGACCCUGUCCCAGAAAGUGGACGGCCAGCUCUACAGAAGCGUCGAGGAGUUUCGCAACGAAGUCGCGAGCAUCUUCAAGGAGUUCACCAAUAUUGUUGAGAAGUUCCGCAACAAAUAUGCGGCCAAUUGGAAUGAGUCCGUCGAACAGACUGAAUCGGACACUAAGCUGAGCAAGGAGGAUAUAAACGAUGUGCUCUACAAGCUGAAAAUGGCUGAGAGCAGCGUCGAGCAUUGCCAGAAGGAGUAUUCCAGCGAGGCAGAAAAGCGAGCCAAUAACCUGAUCGAUGCAUUCGAUGAUGCAGCCAACAAGCUAAAGCAGAAGCUGUCGCAGGGACUCGAUGACGAUCGAAUGCGAGAAAAGUAUACCAAAAAGCAGAUGGAGAACGAUGUGCACGAUGAGGAUUCGUUGGACGCACAACAAGGCAACUCACCAAAUCUAAAUUCAAAUAAGUCAAAUGACUCGUCGGACGAAGAAAUUGACCAACAGCAAUCCACAAGACUCGGCAUAAACAAGAAUGUGGAUGGGUUCAAUACUUUGCCAGAAGUAUACUCGCCACCAGAGAUGGACUACAGCGAUUCUCCAAGACCAACCAACCAAGACACAAACGAGCAAAAUAAGUCGAAAGCAUUGCCUGUUUUCUACUGGCGCCAAGAAAUGAUUUCUCCACCACCGGAGCAGAAGGCCCUAAAAAAAGAAGAAGACAAUAACAUAGAUCAGUCGAAAAUGGAUAAGGCCAGUACACUGUCCCCAAAGGCGGCUUUUAGCAUUUCUCCAAAACUGCCAAAGGCACAAACCCAGCCAGCAGACGCAGCUGCUGCUGAGCCAUCAUUACUCUGGCAUGAUCUGGAUUUUAGCAGCAGUGAUGAAUCAUCUUAAGGUGUUUUGUUUGUUAAACAGUUCAUCAAUGUUUACUUUAGAGAGCAGAAUCAUCUCAAAUCAAACUCUGUCAUCACCAAAUUGUUCUAUUUAAAUAACUUGCGCAGAUAGAUUGCCACAAAACAAUUACAAACGACCUGAAAUCAUAUCAAACAAUAAUAAUUGUGAUUAUAAGCCCAGCAAAAUCAGAAGACUGCUUUCUAAGCACUACCAAAAAAUGAAGCUAAUUUGGAUCCCGAGAAACACUUCUGAUACCACACAAUCUCUACGACUAUUUUGAACAAAUCAUAUCAAUAAGAAUGACUUUGACCAUUUUUAGGGAAAGACUUUCUGAAAGACCAAAUUGAGUUUACUUCAAUUUAUUACCGUUCAGUAUUCUUAGAACAUCCCCUGCUCUCAUCCCAUUUAUAAUAAUGUU
Drosophila grimshawi is the source of this 1926-nucleotide messenger RNA. Its product is annotated as bromodomain testis-specific protein. Lineage: Eukaryota; Metazoa; Arthropoda; Insecta; Diptera; Drosophilidae. The record is from RefSeq and is a predicted model, not a curated record. The transcript is spliced from 2 exons. Gene Ontology annotation, cellular component: chromatin; nucleus. Gene Ontology annotation, biological process: regulation of DNA-templated transcription; chromatin remodeling. Bases 72 to 1508 code for a protein of 478 amino acids.